This is a messenger RNA of Rotaria sp. Silwood2, 438 nucleotides long. The record is from the annotation of a GenBank genome assembly. Lineage: Eukaryota; Metazoa; Rotifera; Eurotatoria; Philodinida; Philodinidae.
AUGGUUGAUGCAAAUUUUAUUCGUCAAUAUUGUAUGCCUGAUACAGUUAUUAAUUUAACUCAUUUGGAUUUUUAUAUUCGUUCAAAAUGUGAAUCAUCGAUGAAUAACAUUGAAAAAAUAAUUCAUUCAUUUAAAACUCAUCGAUUUUUUAUUGAUCAUGGAUGGACAAAUGUGAAAUGUUCUUUUGAUCCAAUAAUGUCUUAUCAACAUCUAUCUUCAUCUCAUAUAGUUUAUAUACCUCAAUUCUCUAAUAAUUUAACAUGUUGUAAUGAUGUUCUUACUUUUUCAUCUAGCACAUGUGUUUGGAUUAAUUUACAUCCAUCUCUUUAUCUCUUUCUUGAACAAUUUGAUGAACUAUUUCCCAAUGUUUUUUGCAUCAAAAUUUGUACAGGUGAAUAUUUUAUUACAAUUUCCAGUUUUUUUUCUCCAGAAGGGUAA